GGUGCCGUCAAUCAGAGGUUUGCGCCCGUCACUCAGCGCAGGAAGAUGGCAGCUGGAAGUUGCGAGCGCUGGAACUGAGAAAGUGACAAUGCAGCAGCUGAAGGAUUGGGGUGCAGUUUAGCCCUGUGUGUUUUUAUUUACCCUGAAGCACUGGAAGAACAUUUGGAUUUUCAGUAAGAUGACCCAGUGUGAGUUUGAUAGUUUUCUCGAAUUAAUGUUAAUUUUGCUUAAUAAAUCCAAUGAGCCAUUUUUUAAAUUAAGGAAAAGUGAAGACAAGGUAAUGAAGUCUGAAUUUUAAAAUUCCUGUCUUUGAUCUGAGUAAAAUAGAUUCCAAAAUUUUUAGCUUAUUUCAAAGUCUGAUAUAGAAUAAAGCAAAAUGUACCCUUUAAUCAAAACACAAUGAACUGGCAAAGGCUGUUUUUACCACGAUAACCUUCUCUACAUUACCAGUACCACUUCUGUCCCAUUCAACCAUAAUUUGCUUUGAAUAUUACAUUUUGGAUUAAAAUGUGAGAUGUUCUGCUGAAUUGUCUACCUCUUUUCAUGUGUUGAAAUCUGCUUUUUCUGUAAAUUUGGUGACUAGUGCACUGACACCCUUGCACUUUCCAUUGUUUUGGUGUGGGUUAAAGCUACAUUGAAGAAAAGCAAAUGAGGGGUUUCAAUUCAGAAUGUUGAUUGUCCAUUCCUUUCCAUGCAUGCUGUUGACCUUGUGAGUUCCUCCAGCAUUUUGUGUGUAACGCUGGCAUUCCAGCAUCUGCAGAAUCUCUUGUGUUGAAGAAAAACAGCGAGUUCUAGGCAUAAUUCCUCCUUCAACCAAUGUUUAUUUAUCUCAGUACUUGGCUGCCACAUUUAUUGUUGUGAUUUAAUAUUGUAGGUGAAGUACUAUGAGGUCAUUUUGAUUAAAAAUCAAACCAUGCAUGUCUACACUUCUCAGAAUCAAAAUCAGGUUUAUUAUCACCAUCCUGUAUGACGUGAAGUUUGCUGUUUGUGCAUUAACACAAAAUUAAUACAAAUUACAAAAUAAAUAGUGCGAUAAAAAAUGAAUAACGAGGCCUCUGCUCUGCUUUGUUUUACUGCCAAUGAUGAUUCAGCCACAAUAAUUAAGCAACUUUAUGUACAUUUAGGUGCUUCUGAAGUGUAGAUUGUUGUUGUUCUUUUCCACACCUUGUAUGCACAGAGGGCGACAACCUUACUGUUUCUUUAACAUUUUUGUCUUUUUUUUGAGGUUGGGUUGCUGGCUCAUUGCUCAACCCAACGCGGAUGGAAAGUGUGCAAGGAGCCGGCUGGUUUCGAAUGCGGGACCGCUCACCUCGAGGUCCAGUGUGGAUAACACUACACCACCAGUCGGUGGAGUGUAGAUACCAUUUUGGUAUUGGAAGCAUGGUAGCCAAUUUACCCUGCAGACUUGAGUGAAGGGCAGAAUGAAAAAAAAAUCAGGUAGACGAGGCAAGCGCAAACAUCUUGCUUCCUCAGAUUGCUUGUCUCUGAGUAACAGCAGCGUGGGUGCAUUCUCACUGACACAGCCAUUCAGUUAUAUGGGCACAGGCAGAGAUUUGCAUAGGGGUCUGUACCCAAAGAGCAGGAAAGCAGCAGGCCAGUUAUGCCAUCUCCAAAGACAGCAGGCGGAUGACACGCGGAGGCCUUCUGAGGAUGCGACCAGCGGUGAAGCCAGUGUCGGCCAGUCAAGCUCUGGGCUCGAUUUUGCUUUCGACCCCAAAGAUUUUCUUUCCAGUGAUGCGUCCAUUGAAAAUGACGUGUUGGUUCUGAAUUCAAACUCCAGCAGAAAACCACCUGUGCUGUCACCAGGGUGUUCAAGCAGCGAUAGUGGAUUGGACCGCUCCACAAGGAGCCUGGAAAAUGCCCCUGUCACCCUGCAGCAGAAUAACAUGAGAGCUGGAGUCACUGGUGCUGAGCUAGAGGUUGAACCUCUCCCUGAUUCCUACUUUGGAUUGUUGGGAUGCACAGGCUCCCAGGCGCUGCCUUCCGGACACAUCUCCCAGCUCCCAGAUGAAAUGCUCAGGGCUGUGUUCUGUCACCUGCCAGCGGUGGAUCUGUAUGGCUUCAGACUGGUCUGUCAGCAAUGGAGACGUGUUCUCAGUGACCCAAUGUUUGUGCCAUGGAAAAGACUGUACUAUCGAUACAGGAAGGGCGAAAGAAGUGCCAUGAUGGAAGUUGACAGGAUUCUGAAAGAAAACAAAAUCACAAAGGGUGACAAACAGUGCAUAUUAAAUCUUGUAAGAUAUGUGGCAUCGUUCCAGCAUGCAAGAACUGUAAACUCUGAAGCAGUCCUGGAUUGUCUUAAGGACCAUCCUGUCUUCAACCAGUCCAAAUUAUGCAUUAACCAGAUCCUUCCAGAUGUUCUCGGAGCAGCCAGGACUAUAAGCACAUGGGCGAUACUGGCUGUGAUUGUUCUCCUGUCCGGUAGUGUACAAGAAAUCCAGACACUUAUUUCCUCUCUGGGGCAGCCUUGUUCGACUCUCCCACCGACAGAGUUAAUGGAAGUCCUGUACUGCAUUGCAACAUUACUCUUUGCCCUUGGAGAAAAAGAUAUCGGCAUCAGCAACAGGAUCCAUUAUAAUCUGUUCUGUGCGCUCUACUUGAGGGAGAAUCCAGUCUGCAGAAAGCAGCCAAAGCAUGUCUGUUCUCCAGACUCCAGCAGGCUUGAGAGGGAUAAUGUAUAUCUGAGUUCUGAGCUGGAGCGUGUGCUGAAUUAUGAAACCCUCCCAGACGGUGUGAUAAAAAUAAUGGGACUUGCAGGUACAGGUAAAACGUCAUUGCUGAUUACGUAUGCACGGCACAGACCUCACCUCCACUUCCUGUUUGUACUUCCCAACAAGCUUGCUCCAGAGGAGGUCAGUUACCAUUUCCCUCCGAAUGUGGAGUGUACAACCAUGCACACCAAAGCCUACCAGUGCAUUGGGUACAAAUACCAUCAGAAAAAGAAGCUUAUUCAUUGUGGUCUGAAGCCAUUUGCUGUUUCAAGAUUUGCUGAAGGACAGGGUGGCCUUUCUCGAGCAAGUUUGAUCUGCCGGAUCCUCAGUGCCUUUUUCUCCUCAGCGGAUGCAUCUAUCACUGUAGCUCAUGUACCGGACGAAUGCAAGAGCACGUAUGGAGGUACCAGGUCAAUGGAACAUCACGAAAAAUUAGAGCUGGUUGGAGAUGCAGAGAGGAUUUGGAAAAAGAUGGUGGAUCUUCAUGAACCCAACUACUUCAUGACUCAUGAUGGAUAUCUGAAACUUUGGCAACUUAGCAAACCCAAUCUGUCACAAUUUGAUGUCCUCCUUUUGGAUGAAGCUGAAGAUUGUAGUCCAGCCAUUAUGGACAUCAUACUUUCUCAGAAAUGUGGGAAGAUUCUUGUGGGAGAUCCACACCAACAGAUCAGUAAUUCCAGGAGUCCUUUUGACGCUCUCUGUGAAGCUCACCACCCUCAACUGUUCAGUCUAACGCAAAGUUUCAGGUUUGGACCCCAAAUAGCUUAUGUGGCAGCAACAAUAUUGGAAGUGUGCAAACAAGUCAAAGACAAGACCUUGGUUGGCGGAAAUGAAGAUGGUAACGCUAGUCAAAACUCAGUUGGGCAGGUGGCAGUUCUAUGCAAGACUACAGCUGCUGUGUUCGACGAAGCUGUGCGUAUUGUGACCAGCAGCAAUCCAACCAAGAUGUAUUUCAUUGGGGGACUUGUUAAGUUUGGAAUGAGCACAAUACUUGACAUUUGGAUGUUAACAAUCUUGGAGAAGGGACAAGCAACCAAAGACCUUGUGAUCCGGGAUCCAUUCAUCCGGAUGUUUGAAGGCAAAGGUGGUUGUCAUGGACUGAGAAAGUAUGCGGUACAAGCUGAAGACUCGGAGCUGGAGGAGAUGAUUGCAGUUGUGGAGAAGUACAGUCUGGAAAUUCCUACGCUAGUGGAGAAAAUCACCAACCUCUGUGUCAAUUGCCCAUCAUUUGCAAGUGUUGUUCUGGGAACCGUGCACAAAGCAAAAGGAUUGGAGUUUGAUACAGUUCAGAUUGCUGAAGACAUUAUAAAAGUUCCUGGCUUUCGACAUAACCCUAUUGUUCUUUCACAGUUCAAGAUAGACCUGGUCCCGUGUAUCGACUGGAACUUGCUUUAUAUUGCCGUUACCCGUGCAAAGAGGCGUCUAGUGAUGAGCCGGUCUUUGGAAUGUCUUCUCUCCUUCGCCAGUGAAUAUUUUCUAAAGCCUGAGUUAACCACUAAUCUGCUUGACAAGAGCCUGCCUGCUAAAUGCUAUGUCAGAGGGUGUUUGAAUCAUAUUUCAAGGGAAGCAGUGUUAACGAUGAGGAAAGCAUCAAGUCUACAGUGUGCCAGGGAAGGUCCUCUCUGCAGUGCAUGUGCGAGGCAGCGAAUUGGCCCCCUGAUCUACCUCCUCGUUUCUCCAGAACUGGGCAAACUGUGUUAGAGAGGGCAGAAGGGGUUCUGAUCCCCCUUUGAAAAUAUCCUUCAGCUGGGAAUGUGGUAGGAGAUAGCAGUGAGAUGGGUGAGAGCAUGUAAUUAUUGUUGGAAGAGAUCUAACAACCAUACGUCAUAUCAUCUCUAUCAGGAAGGACGUUGUAUCUGGAACUCCUUAGAAAUCUGAUGAAUAUAUCCUGCUAAUUUGCAACUUGGAUAAGGAUUUACAACGGCGUGAGUUUCUUGGCCACCCUUACCACUUCACCAACAUUGUCAGUCAUCAAGUAACACAGACACACACAAAAUGCUGGAAAACCUAUGCAGGUCAGAUGUCUAUGGAGAUAAAUAAAGAAUUGACACUUCAAGCAGAGACCCAUCAC
Hypanus sabinus (Atlantic stingray) is the source of this 4782-nucleotide messenger RNA. RefSeq names its product F-box DNA helicase 1 (gene fbh1). The record is from RefSeq and is a predicted model, not a curated record. The transcript is spliced from 22 exons. Lineage: Eukaryota; Metazoa; Chordata; Chondrichthyes; Myliobatiformes; Dasyatidae. Gene Ontology annotation, cellular component: nucleus. Gene Ontology annotation, biological process: double-strand break repair via homologous recombination; replication fork processing. Gene Ontology annotation, molecular function: hydrolase activity; ATP binding; 3'-5' DNA helicase activity. The coding region runs from base 1422 to 4412 and encodes 996 amino acids.